This is a messenger RNA of Schistocerca gregaria, 3123 nucleotides long. RefSeq names its product neurofilament heavy polypeptide-like. Bases 1 to 3123 code for a protein of 1040 amino acids. NCBI's taxonomy places the organism in Eukaryota, Metazoa, Arthropoda, Insecta, Orthoptera, Acrididae. The transcript is spliced from 5 exons. The record is from RefSeq and is a predicted model, not a curated record.
AUGCGUUCCCCGGCGCCACGCAGUGCUCGCGCCGCCCCGGGCGGCUCGGGCGCCGCCUCCACGGCCCCCGGCGCCGCCCCCGGGUCUGGAGGCGGCGGCUCGGCGGCAUCGGGAGGCGCUGCGACGCCGCCCCCGCCCCCAGCAUCGUCAUCCGCCGGCGCCGCUGCGUCCGCGGCGGCCGGAGGCGGCAAGAGGGGCCCAGGGGCGGCUCUGCCCCCACCGCCCCCCAGCAAAAAGAGGAAAGUGGUCAUGUGCUCCAGAAAAAGAGAAUUUUUCAUCACUGAUGAAAGUGUUACGCAGAUUUUGGAGGCUUGCGGUAGUGAUGACGAAGAUAAUCUGUUACUGGAUGAAGAAGAUAAAAUUUUUCUUGAAGGAGAUAUGGAAGAUGAAAGAGAACAUGUUAUUAUAGAAGAUGUUGAAAAAGAAAUUCGUAGUCCACCUAGCAAAAGAGGGCAUACAGACGAAAUAUCAGAACCAAAUGCCGAGGUACCUGACACCCUUCCAGAUUUGCCAAAAUGUAAAUGCUUCAGAACUUACCAACCAAGACAGUUCAGUGAUAACAUGAAUCAUGAAUUUGGGAAAGUGCUUUUGUUCAGUGGCUGUGAAAAUCGUGAAAUGGCACAGCCAUUUGAAAGUUUUUCUUCCACUAUUGGCCUAAAAGAUUUGGUGCAUGUUAUAUUAAUUCCUGAAAGUAUUCGGUAUGCAGAACAAUCAGGCAACGCAUUCAGCACAAAUGAAGAAGAAAUCAAGGCAUUUCUUGGUAUGAACCUGACUGUGGAGGCAGCGAAGAAGAAAGCGACCGCCCCCGCGGUGCGAAAGCUGAUAGCCAAGGUGGCGGCCACGGCAGCCGCCAAGGGCGCCCGCAAGGCCAAGCCGCCCCCGCCGCCCCCGGCCAAGAGGCAGGACCGCCAGAGGACGGCCGCCGCCCCCAGCAAGCAGCAGCCGCAGUCCAAGAGCCCCAUCAGGAAGCAGGCGCCGAAGAAGCAGGCCGCCGAGGUGAAGAAGCCAGCAAAGGCAGUGAAGGUGGUGUCGGCGGUGGCGCCCGCCGCCAAGAGGCGCGGCCCGCCGGCCAAGCGGGGGCCGGCCGGCGCCGCCGCCCCCGUGAGGAAGCCGCAGCAGCAGCAGCAGGCUGGCAAGGCGACCGCCAAGCCGGGCGGACCCAAGAAGAAGAAGCAGGCGGCCGCUUCCAAGGAGGAGCCGAGGCCGGACGCUGCGGACCAGCACGCCCCCGAGGCGCCUCCGCCCCCAGAGGCCAAGCCUGCGGGACCGGAAGUGGCCGCCCCCGCCACUGCCGCACCGGAACCGCCGCCGCGUUCUCCGGCUUCUCCCGCGUCCAGAAAAUCGCCAUCCAGUCCGCACCAGGCUGUCCUGGAAGGCUGCCCCGUUCCGUCUGACGGAGCGGCUUCUCCCAAAUCGCCUCCCCUCCUUUUACCCCCGCCGGCCAGCCCCGGUGACAGUUCGAAGCCCAAAGGGAAGGACAGCUCUGAAGCGAGAGCCAAUCAGACAGUCCCUUCUGGGAAGUCGGCUCCAAAAAACGCCGCCUCCGCUAAAGAUAGCGCCUCUAGAAUCGAAAAAGUCUCUUCGCUGUCAAAGACUUCGGCAGCAGACAAGGCCGCCCCACCGAAGUCGCCGGCUCCGGAGCGGUCUGCCCCGCAGAAGGGCUCCGGUGACAAACUUAGUUCUUCCUCCAAAGUCGCGGAGAAGAUUAGCAGUCAGUUGCGUAGCUCGACGCAAGACAAGACCAAAGUAGCGCCCGCAGAGAAGUCGGGGAAGAGCUCCCCUUCGGACAAGCUGGGGACCAAAUCCCCCACGGCGGACAAAACCGUCUCGCCUCGAGUGUCCCCCACGACAGGUGUCGCGUCCCCGAAAUCGCCAGCCGCUUCUUCGAAUAAUCCACCUUCGCCGGCUAGCGACGCCGGGAGUAAGAAUGCGAAAGAGCCCCCUCGCGAGGAUCCCGCGAGACGGUCCGCAGCUGCGGAGACGGGCGCAGCUCCGGCCUCGCCGUCGGGUGCCACCUCCGGCGAUAAGUCGAAAGAGCAGCAGUGGGCGGACGCCGUCCACCUUCCAGAGUCACCCAACAGGACGAGGAAGUCCGGCGAGAGUGACGGGAGCGUGCCCAAGGCGACGGCUACAGUGGCGACCAACACCUCACCGACGACGUCGAGGAAGUCCGCGGAGACUGUCGGCGCCAGGAACAGUGGCGGGUCCUCACCGAGGACGGUGGCCUCGGCGUCGACCAACACGGCGACCGGGAAGAGGUCGCCCAGAGAGGAGCCGGCUGCCGCCACUGGCAAGUCGACGGCCAAUGCCGCCACCAACACGGUGCCCAAGAAGAAGUCCCUCUCGUCGGCGACGAGCGUGGCGGUGCUGGCGAAGAAGGUGAAGAGCCGGGCGGACGUGGGUAUGCUGGCGCGGCCGCAGCUGCCCGGUACGGCCCCCUGCAUCCAGGAGCUGCUGCUCAUGGCCACGCAGGCCAUCAGUGCGUACACCGAGGGCGACGACGAGGACGAGGACGACGACGACGCGGGCUGCGGCGGCGCUGCCGCCAGGGGCGGCUCCAAGUCGUCGUCCAGCGACGCCGGUGGCAGGGCCAAGAGGUCGGACAGCAGCGCCAGCGACGGGGAGAGGAAGAAGCAGAAGAAGAAGACCAGGAGGAAGAAGAUGCUGCUGCUCGCGUCCGACUCGAAGAACGCCGCCGGCGGGGCGCGCACUAGUGCAGCCGGCGGCGCCGAGUCGCGCUCGCAGUCGUCGUCUCCCACCGGCAGCCCCUUCGGCAGCCCCGGCGGCAGCUGCAAGCCCGCCUCCAAGAAGAGCGAGCUCAAGGACAAGAUCAUCGCCAAGAUGGUGGCCAAGAAGGCAGCGUCGCUGCUGGGCGCGGCGUUCGCCAGCAGCAUCAAGAAGGGCCGGCAGGAGGAGAGCGACGGCGCGCCGGGGCAGGUCGAGCCCCUGGAGUACCCCGCGGUGGAGGAGGCGGAGGGGGCGGGGCCUAAGUCGACGUCACCUGCCCACACUGCGGGCGCCAGCCCAGCAUCGCAGGCAGCCGACCCUCAGUCUCCUGCAGAACCUGAGGACCGCAAGCCCACAGCUGCCGAGGUAAGGUCCACUGCAUUACGUCAGCCGUAA